Messenger RNA from Symbiodinium pilosum, 358 nucleotides. NCBI's taxonomy places the organism in Eukaryota, Dinophyceae, Suessiales, Symbiodiniaceae. The record is from the annotation of a GenBank genome assembly.
GAGAUGUAUCUGGCUGGACAAUGCCAGAAAGAGAUGUUUGUUGCAGCUACAUCGGACCCCGGGGAAAGGGGGACGCCGGAGCAGAUCAAAGCCUUUCGAGAGCUGAAGCGGCGGAAAGAGCUCCUCAAGGAGAAAGAGAAAGCAGUGCGCAGUGAGCCAGAUCAGGAAGACGAGGAUGUGGAGAUCCUGACUGAACAUGUUGAGCCCAAAGUCAAGUUGGAGCCCCCAGAGUCUCAAGGAGAAGCUGCCAGCAGCAGCAGCAAACCGAAAUUCCUGGUCAAAUCCAAGUAUCCCGAGGAUGUCACUGUACGCGGCCAUGGUCAGAUAUGGGGCUCUUGGUACACAAUAGAGGAGAAGC